Labrus mixtus (cuckoo wrasse) is the source of this 1440-nucleotide messenger RNA. RefSeq names its product OX-2 membrane glycoprotein-like. The transcript has 5 exons. The record is from RefSeq and is a predicted model, not a curated record. Lineage: Eukaryota; Metazoa; Chordata; Actinopteri; Labriformes; Labridae. Gene Ontology annotation, molecular function: cell-cell adhesion mediator activity. Bases 77 to 907 code for a protein of 276 amino acids.
UGACGUCACCCAGGUACAGCGACGGUUUUAGCAGUUUACAUUUUGGCGGCAUGUGUGAGGCAUUAUGUGGUGAAAGAUGGCAAACAGCGCGCUCUUACAUUUCUUCUUCGUGUCUGCAGUAUUUCACAAAGGUCUAAACUCUGUGAUUCAAACACAGACGACUGUGGCCGCAGCAGUGGGAGAGCAGGCCUGCUUAAACUGUCUGCUGAUUCAAACCAAAGAAGUUCAUCAAGUCACCUGGCAGAAGAUUCUACCUGAUGGAGAGAGGACCGUCGCCACUGACAACCUGCACUUCGGUCAAAGAGUGGACCCUUACUUUAGUGGUAAGGUGGAGUUUCGAGAUGCUGGACUGCAGAACAGCUCCAUCGUGAUCAGGGAUGUGACGGAGCAGGAUGAAGGCUGCUAUCGCUGCAUGUUUAACACCUACCCUGAUGGAGCUCUCAUUGCUACAAUCCGCCUGAACGUCUAUGAGCUGCAUGAACCCGUCCUACAUGUCAGAGAAUCAAACUCUUCUGAAGAGGUCGUUGUUUCCUGCUCGGCUACGGGUCGGCCCGCCCCCACUGUGACAAUAACACUCCCUCACCAAGACUUGAACUUCCACAACACUUCUGUCUCAGUCAGGAACAACAACAGUACAGUCACUGUCACUAAGACAGCUGUGCUCUCUCGUCGUCAUGGCAACAGCACACAGGUCGGGUGCACAGUGGGGGGCUCCUAUGGCGUUCACAAAGAGGUGUUUAAGAUGAUUCCUGAGGUCAAAAAGUCGCUCCCUGAUGAAAAGUCAGGAGCUAAUAGCAGCAGUCGUAGUAGAACUUUAAUCAUUAUAUCAGCUUUAACAACCUGUGUUAUCAUCACUGCAGUCAUCUUCCUCUGUUGUAGACACAAACAUCAGAACAGGUACUUCUAAUCAAUACUUAUGUGUAAGUUUUAAAAUCUAUAAAUGUUUGUCCUCCUCUAACUGUUCUUAAAUCCUUCAGUCUGUCACACGAGGUCCAUAUGAAUGAGAUACCAGGAACUACAGAUGAAGACCCUCAGAAGACCCAAGAGUCUCCACAGGAGAACGUACAGGUCCGACUUCGAUCAACUCCUGUGAAUAGUGAAGAGAGAACAAACACAAAUCCAACACCAGUUUCAUCCAGGAGACUGUUUGAGUGAUUGAUCAGAUGAACUCAGUUUUUUGAAUAACCGUGAAAAGCUGUGAUUCACAAAUUGAUGGAAGAGCCGUGUUUUAUUUAAUUCUGAUUUUUUAAGCUUCGAUAAGAAAAGUCUUUAAAAAAAACAUUUUGAUACCCUUCUCUGUUUACAUGAUUUUUAAAUCUGUUUAAUUUUUUAAAAUGUCAUUUUUAAAUCUGAAUGUUUGCCUUUGUGUGACUGACAAUGUACAUCAUCUUUGUGAGAGAUUUUUGCAUCUCUUUGAAUUAAAUUUUGACUUUUGUUAAU